Cryptomeria japonica (Japanese cedar) is the source of this 1761-nucleotide messenger RNA. Its product is annotated as homeobox-leucine zipper protein HAT7. NCBI's taxonomy places the organism in Eukaryota, Viridiplantae, Streptophyta, Pinopsida, Cupressales, Cupressaceae. Gene Ontology annotation, molecular function: sequence-specific DNA binding; DNA-binding transcription factor activity, RNA polymerase II-specific. Gene Ontology annotation, biological process: positive regulation of DNA-templated transcription. Gene Ontology annotation, cellular component: nucleus. The record is from RefSeq and is a predicted model, not a curated record. The transcript is spliced from 3 exons. Bases 541 to 1344 code for a protein of 267 amino acids.
ACCGACAUCUAUAUCAGAUUUAUGGGCAAAAAUUUUCACAAUAGCUGUAUGCCAUUUCCAACAAGGAUGGUUUUUAACCUAAAACACUCUUGAAAGGCCGGGUUACAACUUGUGCACUGUCGUUUCCACACCUCAUUGCUUUAAAAGGAAGAAUGGGAGUGACAGAGGGAUACGCCAAUGGCCUAGGAAGAAAUGCUUAGUUGUCUUGCAUAACAUAAUUGUACUGUGGCCAUGAAAAUGGAAAUCUGCAACAAUAAGUAAGUCGUAGAUUCAAAUUCAGUCGAAAAGCUUUGUGGUCCAUAUUCUUACUGGAUUGAUAACCUUUCCAGGUGCUAAUAUUUUCAUUUUUCCUAUGUAUUGUAUAAACCUCUGGAAAGUCCCUGAACAAUCUAUCUAUGCUCUUCUUCAUGGUCUCUCCUUCCCAGACUGUUGAUCUUUCUAAGAAACAGCUCAUUCCCAACAUGAUUUCUUCUAAUGUAUUUCUAGAACUCAGGAUGAUCAGUAUAUAGUCAUCAUGAUAUUUUCGUCAUCUUCAUCAAUAUGGUUUCAAGUGCAGGCCUUACAUCUAUAGGAGACUAUGAAUCUGCAGAAAAGACACGCAAGAGAUUAAUGGCUGCCACUGCGUGCAGAAAUCUAUCAGAUGAUAACUUAUGGGAGGAGGAUGGUAUUUUGGAUGACACUGCAGAUAAGAAGACAAAGUUGACAUUGGAACAAGCGAAGGUGUUGGAGAAAAGUUUUGAGGAGGGCAACAAACUGGAUCACGACAGAAAAAUGGAGCUGUCCAGAACGCUAGGGUUACAACCCAAACGGAUUGCUGUGUGGUUUCAGAACAGGCGAGCUAGAUGGAAAGCCAAGCAACUCGAAAAAGAUUAUAAAAAUCUCAAGCAGAGCUACAAUGCCCUCAAGACCCACUAUGACGUCCUCCUUCAAGAGCGCACCAAUUUCAAAGAUGAGGCUAAGCGAUUGAAGAGAGAACUGGUGGACAAGAAUGAGAGCAACUUCAACGGCAGAGAUUCAGACCACCAAUCUCAGCAAAACUCAACCGCAUUAUUUCACCAGAGCUCAACUUCUCCAACUGAGAUGGUUAUAACUAGCUGGGAGGCAUGUGAAAAAGAUUCACAGCAAGGUGGAUGCUCAAGUGAAGGCAGCUCUGUCAAACCAUAUACAUUGAGCAAUUCAGAAUAUGGGCUGAUGUCAGAUCUUUUAGCAGAGCAACCAGACUACAGUCCACAAAUCCUGCCAAAAGUAGUGGAGGAGAGCAUGCUGAAGAAUGGAGGAGUGGAGAACUGCAACAAUUUGUUUUGCAGUUGUGAGGAACAAGGGUCUCUGCUUUGGAGGUAUUGAAGUGAAAGAGUUGUAAUGGAGGACUAGGGUUUUCUUUUCUCUGCAUUGAAGAAAGUUUUCUACUUAAAAUUAGACUGGUAGUUGCCAUUUUUAUAUGAAACUGUAGAUCUCUAACCAGAGCUCUUUCUAAUGCAGUAUAUUAAUUAAGGUAUUAUGGCUACCGGCUGAAAUAUAUAUUUUUGAUGUUGACUCUAAGCAGACUUUUUUAAUGAAAUGGAGGAACUAAUAUCUUGUGGGCUCUACUAAAUAGAGGAAUUAAUAUCUUGUGGGAUCUACAAAGUACUAUUAUAAUAUCCCUUUCACAAGAGCUGCCUUCCAUCCACACAGAAAUGAAUCUAAAAUAUUGAAAAACCAUCAUUUUCUGUGGACAUGAGCUGCCCUUCACCCAUAUAGAAGUAAAUAUAAAAAAAUGAGAUU